GGAUUAAUUCACAUUAUUUGCAACAUUUGUUAAGAAUGGAGGAAAUGAAGAGUAAGAUUGUUAUAUUUGGAGGAAGUGGUUACAUUGGGAAGUACUUGGUGAAGGCAAGUGUUUGUUUAGGGCAUCCAACUUUUGUGUAUACUCGUCCUCUUAAUGGAAGAACUUCUUCUUCAAAGAUAGAACUUUGCAAAGAGUUCAACCACAUGGGAGUUACCCUUGUCCAAGGAGAACUUGAACAUGAGCAGAUUUUGAAAGUGAUUAAAAAAGUAGACAUUGUGAUAUGCGCACUACCAUACCCUCAAGUGAUGGAACAACUCAAAAUCAUUGAAGCUAUCAAAGUUGCCGGUAAUAUAAAGAGAUUUCUUCCAUCGGAUUUUGGGGUGGAAGAAGAUAGAGUAAACCCUCUGCCUCCAUUUCAAGCUUUCCUUGAUAAGAAAAGAAAAAUUAGAAGGGAAAUUGAAGCAUCUAAGAUCCCUUAUACCUAUAUCUCUGCAAAUUGCUUUGGUGCAUACUUUGUUAAUUAUUUGCUUCGUCCUUAUGACAAAAACAACCAUACUAUUGUUUAUGGCAAUGGCCAUGCCAAAGCUGUGCUAAACUAUGAAGAAGAUAUCGCCAUGUACUCCAUUAAAGCAGCAAAUGAUCCAAGAACAUGCAAUCGUGUUGUUAUUUAUCGACCCUCUAAGAACAUUGUUUCACAAAAUGAUUUGAUAUCAUUGUGGGAGCAAAAAACUGGAAGGACUUUUCUCAGAGAUUUUGUCACAGAGGAAGAGAUUAUCAAUCUAUCACAGACUUUACCUCCUCCACAGAAUAUUCCAGUUUCCAUUCUCCAUAGUGUGUUUGUUAAAGGUGACCUCAUGAACUUUGAGUUAGGGAAAGAUGAUCUUGAAGCUUCAGAGUUAUAUCCUGAUUAUAAGUAUACCUCCAUUGAUGAACUUCUUGAUAUUUUUCUUCUUCAUCCUUUGCCUCCUGCAUCUGCAGCUUUUGAAUGAACAUAUAUUUUAUCCUACACUUUUAGGAGAGCGGAUUCAGUGAUUUUUUGGAGAAAAAAAUUACGUAAUUUGGUUAAUUUUCAUAUUUUGGAUGACUCACUUCGAUUUUCAAAAAAGAAAUAAUAAAAGGGUUAAAUAUGUUUUUGUCCCUCAAGUUUUAGUGAAAUUUGAAAUUAAUUAAUUUUUAAAACUUUUGACCAAUUUAGUUUUUCAUCUUUAAAAAUACAUGAAUUUAGUUCUUUUAACCAAAUUUUAUUAAGUUUAUUUGACAUUUCAAGUGUAUUUCAUGAUAGUAUUUAAAUUGUUUAUACUGUUUGACACAUUUUCACUUCAAUAUUAAAUCAAGUAUUGUCAUAAAACGUGUUUAAAAGUCAAAUAAACUUAAUAAAAUUUGGUAAGAAUGACUAAAUUCAUAUAUUUCUAAAAUUAAAUGACUAAAUUGGUAUAAAGUUUCAAAGAGAGACUAAUUCCAAAAUUUACUUAAACUUGAGGGAUCAAAAACAUAUUUAACCCAAUAAAAAAUAGAUGAAAAUAAACUAAAGUUACUUGAUUUUUUCCUUCUUCAAAGAGUCACUUAAUCCACUCUCCACUUCAGUGUGUUGGAAUUUAGAAUCAAUCUCUUUAUGUAUUCAAAGAUAAGAUUGUGUUCAAACUCUCUCGUACCUUUGCAUACCGUGAAAAAAAAAAUUGUACUUGGUUACAAUAGAAUUGUGAUCCUCCAUGUACCAAUCAAUAAUAGUUUGUGAGCAAAGAUGUUUAGCAUGA
Vigna unguiculata (cowpea) is the source of this 1754-nucleotide messenger RNA. Its product is annotated as eugenol synthase 1-like. Lineage: Eukaryota; Viridiplantae; Streptophyta; Magnoliopsida; Fabales; Fabaceae. Gene Ontology annotation, molecular function: oxidoreductase activity. The record is from RefSeq and is a predicted model, not a curated record.